Molecule: messenger RNA, 8139 nt
Organism: Rotaria sp. Silwood1
Lineage: Eukaryota; Metazoa; Rotifera; Eurotatoria; Philodinida; Philodinidae
Source: the annotation of a GenBank genome assembly
AUGGAUAAACUAAGUAAAUCACUUGAAGUUUUAAAAUUACUUUCAACAACAACAUCAGAAACAUUAGUAGCAAAUAAUGAAAAAUCUCGAUUAGAUCCAAUAUCAAUAAGUAAAGAAAAAAUUCAUCAUCUAAAUAAUAUAACGGAUUUACUUUGUUCACCAUCAUUAAUUAAAGGUAACAAUGAUAAUUAUUUUAAAUUAGUUACAGCUAGUGUGGAAAUAUUAUUUACAACAUGUGAUGAAAAUGAUUGUGAUGUACGAUUAGCUGCUGAAGAAAAUCUUAAUAAACUUGUUAAAAAUUUAAAAGAAGCAAAUUUAACAAGAAUUCAAGUUGAAUUACAUCGAAUUAUAAAACGUAAUCCAAAUGUUGGACCAAGAGCUUUAAAAGGUGCUCUAUGGCGAUUUGCUGAAUUAGCAAAUGUAAUACAUCCAAAAAAGAUUCGACCAUUUUUUGAACAUUUAUCAGCAGCAUUUUGCUCAAUUGCUGUUCGUUCAGAAGAUAUUGUUCAUGAAAAAUUAUCAGAAUAUUAUGAACUUAUUUUUCGUAUUAUUGGUCGAUCGAUUAAUGAUAAAGAAAUAAAAGAACUUCUCAUGGCCUAUUUAGCAAAUAUGUCUCAUGAAUCUGCACUUAUUCGUCGUUCAUCAGCUGCUUGUCUUAUUAUUUUCACUCGUUAUUCUCGUUAUCCUAUGAUUAUAGCACGUUUUCUAAUGGCAAAUGCAAUUGAUCAAUUACUUGAACAUCAUAAUCAAAAUGAUAGUACACGUUUAAUAAUUGGUUAUCUUGGUUUAAUAAAAAAUAUUAUUCAAUUACUUGGUUUAAAUAUUGAAGAAUUUCAAUCAUCAUCAAACAAUAGUCAACAACCUAUAAAUACAAAUAAAAAUAUUGAUAUAAAUGAACAACAUCUUCCAAUUAAUAUUCGACAAAUACUUGAAUGUGUUGAUAUAGUAUGUUAUAUUUGUUUACAACAUAAUGAUCAUAAUGUUGUAUCAAGUUCAUUGGAAACACUUGAAAUUAUACUUAAAUAUUCAAAUUUAUUUGAUUUUGAUCAAUUAUUAAUUUCAACUCAAACUGGAUCUAUAGAAGAAACUCGUGUUAGUCAAGCAUUAAAAACAAUUUAUCCAACAUAUCAACGUUCAUUUAUUGAAAUAAAUGAACAACAAGAUAUUUUAGUCAAUAAAAUGAAUGAUGAAUUAGAUUCAACAUCAAUGAUUAAUAAUGAAAAACGAACAUCAGCUGCUAAACUUGUUGAACAACUUAUUUCAAAAUAUAUACUCAAUAUGGAUGGUACAAUAAAAAGUGAUGAUGAAUCACGUGUUAGUAUUAAAUGUGCUACACUAACAUGUCUAUCAUAUUUAUCAACAAUUGAUCCAUUUGCAUUUUUUGAUUCAUUUGAUUAUCCUACUGAAAUUAUUACAUAUCUUUUAUCUUUACGUGAACAUGGUGAUCCACAUUUACGUGGUGCAUGUGCAAAUUUACUUGCUAAAUUAAUUCAAACAACAGUACAUCUUUUAACAAUAUCUCCGCCAAUAUCAUCAUUAUCAAAUUCAUUUAAUAAUUCAUUUAUUAAUCAAUGUUCACUUGUAUCAAUCGAUUCACAAGAAAGUUCAAGAUUAGAUAUUCAAUUAGGUAUAUUAGCUGAAUUACUUUCUACAUUUCGAUUAUGUCUUAAUGAUACAAAUGCACGUGUUAUACAUGUUUCAUUAAAUGCUUUACGAACAUUAUUACCAGUUUUAUUAAUUAAUAGUCAUGCAUUAACAAUCAUUGGAAUUGAAUUAUUAGAAGAUUCUAUUCAACAUAGUACAAGUUCUUAUGUUCUUGCUAAAGUUGCUCUAGCUCAACUUAUUGGUGAAAUUGAUUUUCGAAUAUUAACUUAUCUUGAACAACAACAACAAUUAAAAAAAACUAAUCGAUCAUGGCUUGAUCGUUGUAUUGAUAUUAUUUUACAAUUUCUUACUGAUGAUGAUACACGUGUUCGUCAAGUAGCUGCUUCAACUUUUGCUAAGUUUGUUGAUCAUAGUUCAUUUUUACCGUGUCAAUGGCCAAUACAUUAUUUACUUAAAUGGAUUAAUUCUUCUUGUCAAUGGAUAUAUAAAUUUCAUCAUUCAUUACAACAAUCAAAUACUUCUAUGAUAAUAUCAAAUGAUGAAGUACAAUGUGAAACAAUAUCAUGUUUAUCAACAUUAAUAUUUGAUCAUUUAGCUCAAGCAUCAACUCGAAUACAAAUUGUUGGAUGUUUAGAAGGUAUUUAUGCUCUUUUAAAUGUUCUUAAACCAACAACAAUUCGAUCAUUUUUUCAUAAUCAAUAUGAUGAACUACGUUUACUUAUACAUUUUUUUAAACAUCCAUUUAUAUUACAUGAUCUUAAUAAUUUACAAUUAUUACUUGAUAUUAUGAAUUUAAUCUUUUCAAAUUUAUCAAAUGAUAUGAAUGAUAUUCAAUCAGCAGAAAAAGUUUUUCAUUUUUUAAUCAAAAUUUUAUCUAUAUUUGCUUGUGUUGUUGAAGAUACAAGUCCACCAAUUCCACAAACAUCAAAAAUAAAUUUUCCACCUAUUCCUGCGUCACCUCAGCAAAUAAAAAAACGUUUUGAAAGUAGCAUGACUGAUUCAAAGAAUGAAAAAGAUUCAAAUAAUAUUGAUAAUACAAAUUUAAUGACAUCAAGUAAAGAUUCAUCAAUGACAUCAAGUAUAACAAGUAUGGAUAAAGAUAAAAAAGUUAAUCGUACACAAUUAGGUGCUUUUGGAAAUAAUCCAUCAAUGAUGAAAUUAUUCGAAUUAAUACGUACAUCAUAUCAAAUACAUAAAAGUGUAUUAAAUUCAUCUGAAAAUGAUCGUUUUGAACAAUUACUUUCAAUAACAUUAAUGUGUAUGAAAUCAGUAUUAAGUCUUAUUUCUACACAAGAUUUAUCAAAACAUUUAGAAGAAACACUUAAUUAUCUUAAAUCAACAUUUAAUGUUGAUAAAAUAAAAACUAUUCAAUGUACACAAGAGUUUUUAUUAAACCUUCAUCAAUUAGCAAUUGUGGCACCAUCAUCUGUUGAAACAAAAUCUUCAAAUGUUUCUUCACAAAUACCAUUAAAUAAUUCUUUAACUAAUAUUCAUACAAUAACUAUUCGACAACCGAUGAUUUAUUUAUUUGGUUCACGUCAUGCAUCAAGUAUAAAUAGUGAUCAAUCAAUAGAAAAUAGUGUCAUACGAGAUUUUUAUUUAACUAAAAAACAACAAAAAACAAUUGAAUAUUUAAAACAUCCACCAAAUCGAAAUGAACGUACAAAAAUAGGCAAUUAUAUUCGUUUAUUUGAACCUAUUGUUAUACUUAGUCUUAAAAAAUAUGUUAAUUCAAAUGAAAGUGAUUUUCAAGCUUCUGUACUCGAUUUACUUGUUCAAUUACUAUUAAUACGUGUUAAUUAUAGUUUAUUAGAUGCUGAUGAACAUUUUCUUACUCAUAUAAUUAAUCAACUUGAAAUGAUUGAAGAAACUAUAGCAGGUUAUGAUGUAUCAUCACAUUUUAUUUAUCGUAUUGCUGAAUUUCUUGUUAUGUUAUCACAUGAUACACUUCAUUCAAAACAAGUUAUUAAAGUACAAGAUUUAAUAAAACAUUGUGAUUCAUUAUUAGCAAGUGGACAUGAACCUGAAACACAUGCUUUAUCAGCAUUAGAACCAGUUGUAUAUGAUUUAUUUCUUGUUCGACUUAAAACAGAUAAUAAAGAAUUAGAAGCACAACGAAUGGUUAUUGUUCAAACAUUACUUAAACUUGUUCGAUAUAAUAAAGCUUUACAAUUGUUAACAGUUAUUGUUGAUAGUGUUCGAAAUGAAGGUGAUAAAUGGAAACGUCUUUCACGACAAAUUGUCGAUGUACUUCUUGUUCAUUUACAAUCACAUGUUGCUAUUGGUUCAUCUAAGAAUCAAACACUUUUGGAUCUUUAUUCUACACAAUUAACAUUAUUUGAUGUCGUAUCAUCAGUUGCAUUACGACCAAUUGAUCCAUUUGUUGUUGCUUUUCGAGCAUUAGCAAAUAGAAAUGAUAUCAAUCAUCAUACUAUAAAUCGAUGGUUAAUGAAUAUAAAUAUAAUUCUUCGAUGUCUUGUACAAAAUUCAACUGAAGAUGCUAUAUUAACACGAUGGAAUGAUGCUUUAUCAUCAGUUAAUGGAACACGAAAUGAAACUUUUAGUGCAGCUCUUCUUCGUAUUUUACAUGAUGUAGUAUUACGACUUUUAACUAAUACUCGACAAUUACGUGGUCAAAUUGAUAUGACAUUAGUUUUUCUUACAUCCGAUUAUCUUUAUUUACUUAUGCAUAUUAUGGAAAAUGCUAAACAAUUUCGAACAAUUAUAUAUGAUUUUCGUCAAUUAUUAAUUCAUGAUGAAACUGAUGAAACUGUACAUCGUCUUGAUACAUUUUCAUAUUUAACUAUAUUAAGUGAAUAUUUUAAAUUAUUAUCAUCAUUUUAUAUACCAUUAUUAUUACAAUGGACACAUAUUCUUAAUAUGCUUGAUUAUAUACAAGAAGCAUGGUGGUCAUCAAUGUUAUCAAUAUUAAUACCAUCAUCAUUAAUAACACAUUUAUCUAUAAGUGGUCAAUUACAAUCAUAUUGUGAUUUAAUAUGUCGUCAUGAAUUAUAUGUUGAACAUUUAACAUCAAUAAUAACACAUUAUCAAUUAUUAUUUUUUUUAUUUGAACAAAGUGAUACAUGUACAUAUGUACAUAAUUUAUUUGGUCUUAUACAUCGUACAUCAGUUGCAAGUCAUUUAUUUGUUGAAUCAAUAUAUACUAAUUGGGAUAAUUUAUUAAAACGAAAUAAAUUAUUAUUAUCAUUAAAAAUUCUUCGUACACUUGAAGGAAUACAUUUAGAUGAAAGUGGUCUUUUAUUAGUUUUAUUAAUUGAACAAUUUCUUCAAUUACCAUAUAUAUCUAUAUUACGUUUAGCUGAAUUAAUUGUUUGUCGUCGUAUUGAAAUGAUGUUAACACUUGAUGAACAAACAUUAAAUAAACAAUUAUUACCUAAAUAUUUACCAUUAAUAUUACAAAUAUUAUCAACAACAAAAAUAAAUAAUGAUAAUAAAUCAAAUGAACAUCUUUGUGCACUUAUACAACGUUUAAUUAGUAAAAUGAAUUAUAUAACAACAAUAUCAAUGGAUAUAAUUAAACAAGAUUUUAAUAAUCUUAAUUGUCAUGAUGAAGAUUUUAUACUUAAUUGGAUAAAAAAAGUGAAUUGUCCUAUGGAUAUAACACCAAAAAUUUAUGCACAAAUGCUUAAAAAUGUAACUUAUAAAAAAUUAUUACCAUUUAUGAUGUCACCGGAUUUUGUAUGGUUAUCAAUGCCUCAUUGUCUUGUCCUUGGUAUAAAUAUUCCAUCAUUAUGGCGUGCAUCAACAGGUGCAUUAAUUAAAAAAAUUAAUGAUCUAUGUUUUUCUUUACCAACACAACGAUUAAUAUCAAAUGAAAUAAAUUUAAAUGAUGAUGAAACAACACCUGAUACAAUUUAUAUUAAAAGUCUUUUAUCAUGUUCAAAUAAUCAACCAUAUUUAAUUGCAUUAAUAGAUUCUAUAUCAAUUUAUUUUGAUACAAUACAAAAUCAUAUUGAAUUAACAUGUCAAUUUUCAACAGGUGAUACACGUGAUUUAUUACGUUUUAUAAUAUUUAUAUCUGAAUUUAUUUAUAUUAAUCUAUUUCAAAAAAAAUCAUUUCUUAGUUGGAAUUUAAUUGAAAAUUUUUUUCGUUGUUUAACUAAAACAAUACAUAAUCCAACAUCAAUUAUAUAUCAAUUACUUAGUGGAACAGAUCAAAUAAUAUCAUGUUGUACAUUAUCAAAAACUAUAUUAUCAAUAUUUGAAUAUCUUUAUCAACGACAUGGUUUAAUUGUAACAAAUAAACAAACAAAUCAAUUAUUACAAUCAUAUUUAAAUUUAAUUGAACCAGAUAAUCGACCAUUUACACAAUUAUUACUUAUAUCAUUUAAUGAUCUUGAUCGUCUUUAUUAUUUAACAAAAAAAAUUAAAUAUAUACCAUAUUUUUAUCGAUAUGAUUUACGUCGUAUAGCUAUAUUAUUAUUUCGUUUACCAAUAUUUAAUUCAUUUAUACGUAUACCAAGACAAUUUUGGGAACAACAUUAUCAAGAUAUAAAUAAAUUACAAUUUGGUUUAAAUGAUUAUUGUUUAUCAUCAUUUUCUGUUGAUUUAUUACAACAUUCAGAUAUAAUGGCUGAUUAUAUUGAACGUAUAUCAUUUGUUGGUUGGUUAUCACGAACACAAUUUCAAGAAAUAUGGGUUUCAUUUUUAGCUUCAAUUAAUCCACCAAAUUCAUCUAAUAAUGAAAAUGAACAAACAACAAAUAAUUUAACUAAAGAAGAAAUUUUAGAAACAAAUGCAACACAAUGUGUAUGGAUUCGUGGUGUAACAACAUUUUUAUUAAAUGCACUUCGAUUAAAUUGUACAGGAAAUCCAGCUGAUAUGACAUUUGAACAUCGAUGUCGAAAUAAAUCUAUUCCAUUUUUAUUAACGGAUAUUGGUGGUCAAUAUAUGCAAACACGUUCAACAUUAGAUACAAGUUCAAAUAAUUUAUUUAAAAAUAUUGAACGAUUAGGUACACAAGAUUUAUUAUCCUAUGGACAACUUUCAUAUGAUACUAUAUUAACAUCAAUUCAAAGUAAUAAUACAUUACCAUUACCAGUUAAUAGUUUAUUCGAUCGUUUAUUUUCUCGUCAUGGUCUUGAUUUAACAUCAUCAUUACAAAUUCUAAUUGAAUUAUAUGUUCGUUGGUUAACAACAAAUUCAAAUAAUUUAUGUCUUCAAUUAAAAUAUGAAUUAAUACGUUCAUUUAUAUAUCUUUCUGAUUUAUUUACAUCAUCACAACAAUUAUCAAAUUUAUAUGAUUUAUGUGAUGAAUAUUUUCGUACAUGGUUUGAUGAAGAUGAUUUAAUGAUAUCAUUAAUAAGUUAUGGUUUAUGUAAAUCAGGUAUAUUACUUGGACAAACAACAAAAGAAUAUAAUGAAUUAUAUAUACGUUUAAUUGAACGUAAUUUUAAAUUAAUAAGUAAAACUCAUGCAUAUGCAUCAUGUUUAUUUUUACUUGAAAGUCAUGAAGAUGAUUUAAAUAAAUUAUUAAUACCAAUUAUAAUACAAGAAAUAAAUAAUGAUAUACAAAAUAAUACAUUAAAAUAUAAUUUAGAUAUACGUUUAAAUGGUUUUAUAUUAUCAAAUUUAUUUUAUUUAAUUGAAAAUAAUUAUUUAAAUUCAUAUGAUAUUUUAUUAUCAUUAAUUAAAGAUGAUAUAUUAGAUAUAAAUGAUAAUUUAACACAAAAAAUUAUAUCAAUUGGUUUAGAAAGACUUUUAAUACUUGGUCAAUAUCCUAAAAAUGAUAUAUGGCGUUUAUAUAAACGUUCAAUAACAAUAAUACGACAAUCAUCAUGGUUAAAUAUUGAUCAUCUUAUUUUAAUACUUGCACGUAUUUAUACAUUAUUACAACGACCAAAUGAAAAUACAAAUUCAUUAAAUACUGAACAUAUUAAUGAAGAACAAGAAAUGAUUGAUAGUUCAUCAAUAAUAUCAUCAUCCGAUAAUAUUCUUAUUGAAUUUGUUGGAGAAUUAUAUGAACGUACUAAACAAUCAUCAACAUUACCAUAUGAAGCUUUACUUCUAUUACGACCAUUACCAUUAUUACUUGCACAUAUUGGUUUAUCGGAUCGUUUAAUGAAUAAAAUGGUUUUAGAAUUUGCUGCAUCAACACAACAAUUAUAUCCUCAAAUACUUGCUUAUACAGUUUUUGCUGUUUUUCGUGCUUUAAUUAAUGCACAUUAUUCAGCUAAAGUUAAUGAAUGGACUUUAUUAUCAAUGACAAGUAUUGCACAAAGAAAACCAAUACGUAUGGCUAUAUGGGGAUUAACUUGUCUUAUGUUAAGUGCAUGUCCAUCACAUACAAUUGCUGAUGCCUUGUUUCCAUUGACGUUAUCACGUUUUAGUGCUCGUUUUGAAGAAUUAGACAAUCGUUUAUUUCUUCUUGCUGGUCGAGAAUAUUAUCUACAGUUAACAAAUAUUGAACAACGACGUCAAUUUGAACAAGCAUUCACAAAUGAAUCAAAUACAGAAAAAUUAUAUGCUGAUUUACUUGCACAUAUUCAAGAUACGAUCUUAUCAUCGUCUUGA